Molecule: messenger RNA, 1533 nt
Organism: Paramecium sonneborni
Lineage: Eukaryota; Ciliophora; Oligohymenophorea; Peniculida; Parameciidae
Source: the annotation of a GenBank genome assembly
AAAAAUUUAAAAUCAUUAUACAAAAUGGAAUCUGAACAACCUGAAAGUUAUAUUAAAGAUGAGAUAGUUUGGGCUAAAAUAAGAGGAUGUACGUGGUAUAAAUUAAUUUAGACCCUUGGUGGCCUGGAAUUGUAGCUGAAGUGAUAAAAGAUAAAUAGUCAUCAGAACCUACAAAAUACCUUGUAAAUUUCAUAGGAGAUAAUUCACAGUAUGAUUAACCUUUGAAUAGAAGUUCCACAUUACCUUUUUAAAGUCUUGCCAAAUAUUAGGAAAAGUAUGAUGAAAUAGUACCAAAAAUCAAAACAAAGAUACAUAAAGAUUCAGUCACUGCAGCAGAUUAAAUUUUGAAAGGACAGUCAACAUAUGAAAGUAUUUAAAUUCUGAUAAUAGUUGAAUCAAAAAAACUUUCUAAAAAAAAGAAUAAACGAAAGAGAACAAGGUCAUCCUCAAGCGAAGAACAUAGUGGUAUAUAUGGAUCAUCUAGAAAAUCAAAGAUGGAUUCAGAGGAUAUUACAAAACCGGACAAUUUUAGUUCUGAAAUUUAAGAAUUAUUAAAAUUGAUAAGUGAGACAAAAUUAAACCCCAUUUAAAUCGAAACAAAAAUAUCAAGUGUAUAAUAAAUAUUAUAAUCAUAGCUGAUGCAAAUUGUUGAUUUAGAUAGACCAGAUAUAAUGGAGAUUUUAUAAGGUCCAAAUGGAAAAUUGUUAAUGUAAAUACAGGCAAGAUUAACUGAUAAAAAGAUUCUUUCUCGAGCAUAAGGAGAUUUUACAUAACUACUUGAGAAAUUGAAAUCAAUUGUAUUAAGAACGGUAAUAGAGAAAUGAAAAACCUAGUUUUUUACAGUAUUUUGACCCAACCGAAAUCAUCCAGUAACUUCAUUAAGUCUCAGGUUAGAAGAAGAUCACUUAAAAAUUGUUGGAGAAGUUGUCAAAUUAACCAAACUUUAUUUUAGAUUGUAAUGUUAGAUACCAAUUUAAAAGCUGAAGAUGAUAGUGAGGAAUCUGAUUCAGAAGAGAGUGAUGGUGAGAGUGAAGAGGAAGAAUCUAGUGAAGUAUCAGUGAAGAAAGGAAAAUAUUAAAGAUAGGUUCCAAUAGCUAAACCAGUUAUUAGAAAAAAAUAUACAUAAACUCAAUCACCUAAAAAACCAAGAAAAUAAAGUUAAGAUGUUCCUAAUCCUUUAUAAAAAAACAGAGUAGUUUAGAAAAUAUCUGAGACUAUAUCUGAAUAUACAGAUUAAAGUAUUCCAAAAAGAAUAAGUGAAGAUAUAGAAAGUAGAAUUAGAUCAUGCGAUUCAAAUAUGGGAUUUGUAUAUAAGAAAAAAUAUCGUACAAUUCUCGAUAAUAUUAAAGUAUAAAUAUUUAUAGAUUUUAGAAAUCAUCAAAACUUGAACUUAUCAACUUAUUGGGAGGAAGUUCUAACUCAGAAUAGUUAUGGAGUAAAUAUAAUUUAUAUUUAGAUUAUCUGAAUGGUCACAUUCAAAGUAUGAAUUAAAGUGGAAACAAAUAAAAUGAUUAUGAAUAAUAAUAAUAUUGA